AUGGUGGGUGACGUUGCCCUGUUCAUUGGCGGCCAGGACGCUCUUGGCCUACAGGCAACACUGGACGCCUACAACAUGUCCUCUGGCCAGUGGUUCAUGGCUGGCCUGUGCCUGUUGCAGGCUUGGUCUGGGGUGGUGGCCAUGUCUGUGGGAAGCUUGGCGCUCUUUGCUGGAGGCUACCUCACUGAGAGGUAUGGCGUCUCCAUGGUGGUGGAUGUCUUUGAUGCAUCCGCUCCGGGCUCUUCUCGCCUUCCCCCACACCAUCAGCAUCACCUUCAAUCUCCAAGUCAUUGUUCAGCAACGCCAUCGUGUCACCCAGAACCUCCAAUACACCAUCAAGCACAGUGUCAACAUCGCCCACAACCUCCAAUACACCAUCGAACAGCCGUCACUGUCGCCCUCACCUUUGCAGAUGUGGUCAGCGUCGCCCAUAGUUUCCACUACGCCAUUGAUCACGCCGUCACUGUCGCCAGUCAUCUCUCUCUCGCCUCUGCAGCCCAGCCAUUAGCCAUCUGA
This is a messenger RNA of Acanthamoeba castellanii str. Neff, 516 nucleotides long. RefSeq lists its product as uncharacterized. Gene Ontology annotation, molecular function: protein binding. The coding region runs from base 1 to 516 and encodes 171 amino acids. The record is from RefSeq and is a predicted model, not a curated record. The transcript has a single exon. Lineage: Eukaryota; Discosea; Longamoebia; Acanthamoebidae.